Perca flavescens (yellow perch) is the source of this 1416-nucleotide messenger RNA. Its product is annotated as gamma-aminobutyric acid receptor subunit rho-2. Lineage: Eukaryota; Metazoa; Chordata; Actinopteri; Perciformes; Percidae. The coding region runs from base 1 to 1416 and encodes 471 amino acids. Gene Ontology annotation, molecular function: extracellular ligand-gated monoatomic ion channel activity; GABA-A receptor activity. Gene Ontology annotation, biological process: monoatomic ion transmembrane transport. The record is from RefSeq and is a predicted model, not a curated record. The transcript has 9 exons. Gene Ontology annotation, cellular component: membrane.
AUGCCGUGUUACGCCAGGUUUCUGUUUUUACUUCUGUGUUUGAUCCUGCUCGGGGAGUGCAAGAGACCCAAAAGUAGGAAAAAGCGGUGGUCCGCGCCGGCGGAGAAUCACAAGCCAGGCACUCCUCUGUCAAAGAAGGUUGCAGAUGGAACCAAAGCCCGAAAGAUGAAGACCACCCACCUUCUGCGCAUAGACGAGCAUGACUUUACCAUGAGGCCCGCCUUCGCAGGUCCAGCUGUCCCUGUUGGAGUGGAUGUGCAGGUGGAGAGCUUGGACAGCAUAUCAGAGGUGGACAUGGACUUCACCAUGACCCUGUAUCUAAGGCACUACUGGAAGGACGAGAGGCUUGCCUUCCCAAGCUCCACCAACAAGAGCAUGACAUUUGACGGGCGCCUGGUGAAGAAAAUCUGGGUGCCUGAUGUGUUCUUCGUCCACUCCAAGAGGUCUUUCAUCCAUGACACCACCACUGACAACAUCAUGCUGCGGGUGUUUCCGGACGGUCACGUCCUAUACAGCCUGAGGGUUACAGUAACUGCUGCAUGCAACAUGGAUUUCAGUCGUUUUCCUUUGGACUCGCAGACAUGCACGCUGGAGCUGGAGAGCUAUGCUUACACAGACGAAGACCUGAUGCUGUAUUGGAAAAGCGGUGAUGAGUCCCUGAGCACUGAUGACAGGAUUUCUCUGUCUCAGUUCCUCAUCCAGAAGUUUCACACUACUUCCAGACUGGCUUUCUACAGCAGCACAGGCUGGUACAACCGUCUGUACAUCAACUUCACUCUGCGGCGUCACAUCUUCUUUUUCCUGCUGCAGACCUACUUCCCAGCCACUCUGAUGGUCAUGCUGUCCUGGGUGUCCUUCUGGAUCGACCGCAGGGCCGUCCCUGCCAGAGUCUCAUUAGGUAUAACCACAGUGCUCACCAUGUCCACCAUCAUCACUGGAGUCAACGCCUCCAUGCCCAGGGUCUCCUACAUCAAAGCUGUGGAUAUUUACCUUUGGGUCAGUUUUGUCUUUGUCUUCCUUUCUGUGCUCGAAUAUGCUGCCGUCAACUACCUGACGACAGUGAGGGAUGGUAAAGACCGCAAGCUCAGAGAAAAAGCCAGAGAACAGACACUCCCCUGCACCUGUGGCAUGUCCCACGCCAGGACCAUGAUGCUAGAUGGGACAUACAGCGAGGCGGAUGCCAACAGCCUGGCGGGGUACACAAGGGCCUCCAUGGCACCUGAAGAUGUGUCGGAAAAACAGGAGCGAAUGGUAGUGCAUCUCUCCCUGGACACCGAGCCCACGGGGACCAAGAAGAAGGGCAUCCGCGGCUUCCGGAUUAUCCAGAACACUCACGCCAUUGACACCUAUUCUCGCAUGAUAUUCCCUGGCGCCUACAUCCUGUUUAACCUGAUCUACUGGUGUGUGUACUGCUGA